AUGGGGUGGAAUGCAUCCGAACCUGCAGCCCCCUCGAGAAGCAAACAACUUUGUGGCUCAACCAACAAUCCAGCCAAACCUGACCCUACCUCAGGAACAGCAAGAACCACCCCCUGGGGAGGAGACCCCGGGGUGGCCCUGGCGGUAAAAUGUGAUAACCCGCCAGUGGUUUGGGGGACCUGUUCCCUCUGCAAUACCUUAAAUGACAUCACCAUUAGUGUUCGCUUUUUGAUUGACACCAGAGCAGAUGUUACAGUCAUUCCCGAAAAAAACUGGCCCCAGCACUGGAAAUUGGAGAAUGCCCCCAUGGUGGACAGAGUUGGAGGACUAACCCGGGCUCGAAAGAGCGCUCAAUUAGUAGCGAUCACGCUUCACACAGAAUUGACACCAGAGCAGAUGUUACAGUCAUUCCCGAAAAACCUGGCCCCAGCACUGGAAAUUGGAGAAUGCCCCCAUAGUGGGCAGAGUUGGAGGACUAACCCGGGCUCGAAAGAGCGCUCAAUUAGUAGCGAUCACGCGUCACACAGAAAAAGGACCAGAGAAAACCAUCACCUUCUUCCCAUAUGUCAUGCCUGGAGUCCCACCCCUGUUGGGAAGGGACGCUCUAGCUGUUUUGAAAGCCAGGGUGACAAACUUACUUCAACAUCAGCAGUAGCCCUAAUGCUGGAAGAAGCACUCUCCUCUCGAGAGGGCACCAUAUCAGUCAUCCAUGUCAACAGCCACAACCCAGUCAAAGGAUUUUUCCAAACCGGCAACGACAAAGCAGAUGCUGCUGCAAAAGGACUGUGGACACUAAGGGAUGCCCGGCAGUUACAUGAGUCUCUUCACAUCGGGGCCAAAGCGCUAGCGAAGAAAUGUGCGAUUUCUGUCACCGAUGCGAAACACAUAGUUGCCACAUGUCCUCACUGUCAGAAAGCACCACUGUGGUCCAGUGGAGUCAACCCCAGAGGUCUUAAGGCCUCUGAAGUGUGGCAGACAGACUUUACACUCUGCCAGUUGCUGAAACCUCGAGCGUGGCUAGCAGUAACUGUGGACACCUAUAGCGGAGUGAUCGUAGACACACAACACCUCAAAACCGACUCCAAAGCGACCAUCCAGCAUUGGCUAACGGUCAUGGCAUGGCUUGGUAUCCCUAGUCAGAUCAAAACAGACAAUGGCCCAAAUUUUGUUUCUAAAUCAGUCCAGGCAUUUGCUCUGAAAUGGGGUAUCACCCUAAUACAUGGCAUUCCGUACAAUAGCACAGGACAAGCCAUAGUCGAAAGAGCAAAUCAAACCCUGAAAACUAAAUUAGAGGUGCUGGCAAAGACAGAGGGUUUUGUCAAUGCCAUCCCCUCAGGAGACCAAACACGCCUGCUAGCGACCGCUCUUUUAGCACUGAAUCAGUUUCCUAGGGGGGAAGAGAUGAAUAGCCCUACACAAAAACAUUGGGCCGCUCAAGCACUAGAAGAAGGCCCGUUGGUUAUAAUUAGAAAUGAGCUGGGGGAAUGGGAACAAGGGUGGAGGCUAGUCCUUACAGGGCGAGGGUAUGCUGCAGUCAAAAAAGAUGGGAAAGUCAAGUGGUGUCUGCUUAAGUCUAUUAAGCCUGACCUCCAGAAUGAAACUAAUGAAAACUGUGAGUUUUUAUCCACAGAACCAGAUCACCAGACAUCCUCAUAA
This is a messenger RNA of Chaetura pelagica (chimney swift), 1656 nucleotides long. Its product is annotated as endogenous retrovirus group K member 25 Pol protein-like. Gene Ontology annotation, molecular function: RNA stem-loop binding; zinc ion binding; aspartic-type endopeptidase activity. Gene Ontology annotation, biological process: proteolysis; DNA integration. NCBI's taxonomy places the organism in Eukaryota, Metazoa, Chordata, Aves, Apodiformes, Apodidae. The transcript has 2 exons. Bases 1 to 1656 code for a protein of 551 amino acids. The record is from RefSeq and is a predicted model, not a curated record.